This is a messenger RNA of Geodia barretti, 879 nucleotides long. NCBI's taxonomy places the organism in Eukaryota, Metazoa, Porifera, Demospongiae, Tetractinellida, Geodiidae. The record is from the annotation of a GenBank genome assembly.
AUGGACUGGGCAAGAAUCACAGUAACUACCGCUCAAGAGGCAUCAGAAGCUGUCGCGAACCUUCUCUUUGAAUUAAACGCCACCGGCGUUGAACUCAAGGAUAACGAGGCAUCGACAGUAAACCUCAUCGCCCACUAUCCGUUAGAUGAUAGAGUUGGCGCACGGAUGCAGAAACUCCGCGACUUCCUGACGGAACUUCCAACAUGGGGUAUCCAACCACAUCCUGCAACGAUUGAUUUAAAACAUGUCAAAUCCGAGAAGUGGGAAGAGGCAUGGAAAUCCGCCUUUCCACCGCAGCGUGUUGGUAGCAGGAUUGUCAUAGCCCCAACGUGGAUCGAUGUUCCCCACAACGAAACGGAAAUAUUGAUUCAACUCAAUCCGGGCAUGGCAUUCGGGACAGGUUACCAUCCGACCACGCGGCUCUCCCUCGAAUUAUUGGAACGCACCGUCGAACCGCACCAUCAGGUUGCUGACAUCGGGACAGGCUCCGGUAUCUUAACAAUUGCCGCUAUCAAGUUAGGUGCGAAACACGUUGACGCGAUUGAGAUUGAUCCGACAGCAAUCCCUAUUGCAGCCGCCAAUUUUCAGGCAAACGGUGUGGCACCAAAGGUCCAUUUGUCUCAAGGUGAUGGGCUCAGGGGAAUCGAAAACAGAUACCACCUCAUCAUUGGGAACAUCCUAACGAAGACAAUUCUUCCCAUGAUUCCAUUCUGCGUACAGCGGAUCUAUCCUGAAGGGAUCAUCAUUUUCUCUGGAAUUUUGGAGACUGAGUUUGCACAAGUUAAGUCAGUUUUAGAAGCAAAUCAGUUUCAAUGUCUUGAAGUCGUCAGCGAGGCAGAAGAUAAGGUGACUUGGGUAGGAAUCAAAGCCGCUCAGUAG